Daldinia childiae is the source of this 5433-nucleotide messenger RNA. RefSeq lists its product as uncharacterized. The coding region runs from base 1 to 5433 and encodes 1810 amino acids. Lineage: Eukaryota; Fungi; Ascomycota; Sordariomycetes; Xylariales; Hypoxylaceae. The record is from RefSeq and is a predicted model, not a curated record. The transcript has 4 exons. Gene Ontology annotation, cellular component: cytosol.
AUGGCGCAAUUGAAUCCGGAUCUGCAAGAGAAGUUGGACGAAUUGGAGAGAGAGCUCGAGGAAGGCGACAUUACAGAGAAGGGCUUUCAAAAACGAAGGACCCAACUACUCUCGCAAUAUCUAGGCCCCGGCGCAUUGGCUGAUGCUACUGGAGGCUUACGAAUACACACUGUCGACGAUGAUCCCCCUAAUACGAGCGAAGGGCAUAGAGACGCAGCAUAUGCCGCUUUAAAUACCGCUAAUCCAGAUUCCAAUGACGCAUAUUCCCCCUCGACUAUCACAUCUCCCGUCGAUUGGCGACCCCAAUCGACUGGAAUAUCUAGUUCAGGUCCUCCCUAUGGCGCCGAGCAUCCGGCCGGGUUACUACGACCAGGCGGACCUUUGGCCGAACAGCGUCCAGCCUUGAGCCAGCGUGAUUCGCUAUUCCUUAACCCUGUUCCCAGCUAUGCUCAAACGAUGGUUUCUGACUCUCCCACGCGGUCGGGGACGAUGGUUUCGGGGGAUUAUGCCUUUAAACCGGAACACCAAGGAGGGUAUGGAGCCCAACCGCCAAACCCUUAUGACAGCCGGACCGGCACAAUGGUAGACUCCCAGGUGUAUUUUUCCGAUUUUGCCGGUCAACAAGCAUACGACCAUGGUCCCGGUGGAGGCGGCGGUGGCGGCGGCGGCGGCGGCGGCGAAUAUGGCGGAGGCGCACACAGAUAUUCAUCUAGUGAUGCCUUCUCACCUACCGCUGCUAUGGCCCCGCCCAUGCUUACUGCGAGCGAUUUGCCUCCCCCUGAGGCGCUGGAGUAUCAGAUGCCCCUCGACCCCCGAGAACUACCAUUUGCUAUCCAUGACCCGCACGAUGAAAAUACUGCUAUGUCGAAUUUCGACAACAUUGCUGCUGUGCUAAGACACAGGGGGCGCACUACUGGGAAGCUUCCGGCAUAUUGGGUGCUCGAUAGUAAGGGGAAGGAGAUAGCAUCUAUUACUUGGGACAAGCUCGCUUCUCGAGCAGAGAAAGUAGCACAAGUCAUUCGAGACAAAAGUUCGUUAUAUCGUGGGGACCGCGUUGCUCUUAUUUACAGGGAUUCGGAGAUUAUCGACUUCGCAAUCGCCCUCCUAGGCUGUUUUAUCGCGGGCGUUGUGGCAGUUCCUAUUAAUGACUUACAGGACUACCCAAAGUUAAACCUCAUCUUAACUUCCACGCAGGCGCAUUUAGCCUUAACUACCGACAAUAACUUGAAAUCAUUUCAGCGAGAUAUCACUACGCAGAAAUUGAACUGGCCUAAAGGUGUUGAAUGGUGGAAAACUAAUGAAUUUGGAAGCUAUCAUCCGAAGAAGAAGGAUGACGUACCCCCUUUAUCCGUCCCUGAUCUAGCAUAUAUUGAAUUCUCCAGAGCCCCGACAGGAGAUCUUCGGGGUGUGGUACUUAGCCAUCGCACUAUAAUGCACCAAAUGGCCUGUCUAAGUGCUAUAGUUCAGACAGUCCCUAAUGGGUCCAACGACACCUUCAAUCGUACCCUUAGAGAUAAGAAUGGACGCCUAAUAGGAGGGGGCGCCAGCAGUGAAAUUAUUUUAUCCUACCUUGAUCCUCGUCAGGGCAUCGGUAUGAUUCUGGGUGUCCUUCUUAAUGUCUAUAGCGGCCAUACGACUGUAUGGGUAGAGAAUAAAGCGGUAAACUCUCCCGGUCUCUAUGCUCACCUCAUUACUAAAUAUAAGGCUACGCUUAUGGUUGCCGACUAUCCCGGCCUGAGAACUGCUGCCUUCAACUACCAACAAGAUCCUAUGACUACUCGAAAUUUCAAGAAGGGCAUGGAGCCAAACUUUCAGUAUGUCAAGCUUUGUCUAAUCGAUACCUUGACGGUGGAUAGUGAGUUUCACGAAGUAUUAGCCGAUCGAUGGCUUCGACCUCUACGAAACCCUAGGGCUAGGGAAGUCGUUGCCCCGAUGCUAUGUUUGCCUGAACACGGAGGCAUGGUUAUCAGCGUCCGAGAUUGGUUAGGUGGCGAAGAGCGCAUGGGAUGUCCAUUGAAAUUAGAUAUUGACGCCGAUUCCGGUUCGGAAACCGACAGGGAGGAAGAGAAGGACAAAGAAAAAGAGAAGGAAAAGGAAAAGGAGAAAGAUAAGGAGAAGGAUAAGCCAGCGCCAUCGAAUGGGUUUGGAAGUCUUCUCGGGGGCGGUACGACGACUACGAAAGAGCACGACGCUAAGAAUGAUCUCAGUGAAGUUCUGCUAGACCGAGAAGCGCUCAAGACGAACGAAGUCGUCGUAGUAGCCAUAGGAGAGGAUGCUCGGAAGAAGGCGAAUACCGAACUAGGCACCGUCCGGGUUGGUGCCUUUGGAUAUCCUAUCCCAGAUGCUACUCUCGCUGUCGUUGACCCUGAAACGGGACUUCUGACCUCUCCACAUUCUAUUGGAGAGAUUUGGGUGGAUUCUCCUUCUUUAUCCGGAGGGUUUUGGGCGUUGCCUAAGCAUACAGAGCAGAUCUUUCAUGCGAGACCCUACAAAUUCGAACCCGGAGACCCGACGCCUACACCGGUAGAGCCCGAGUUCCUCAGGACCGGUCUUCUUGGGACCGUGAUUGAAGGCAAAAUCUUCGUGCUUGGAUUAUAUGAAGACCGUAUCCGACAGAAGGUCGAGUGGGUUGAGCAUGGCCACGAGGUUGCUGAGCAUCGAUAUUUCUUCGUGCAGCACAUUAUUGUCAGCAUCCUUCGAAAUCUGAACAAGCAAGUAUUUGAUUGUUCCGCAUUUGACGUCUUUGUCAAUGAUGAGCAUCUACCAAUAGUAGUACUAGAGUCGUCGGCAGCUUCAACAGCUCCAGCAACGUCCGGUGCUCCGCCUAGGCAGCUAGACACCGCGUUGCUAGACACGCUCUCAGAAAGAUGCAUGGAUGUUCUUAUGCAAGAACAUCACCUAAGGGUUUAUUGCGUUAUGAUCACGGCACCGAACUCCUUACCUCGUGUGACGAAAAACGGUAGGCGAGAGAUAGGAAACAUGCUGUGCCGCAGAGAGUUCGAUCUCGGUAAUCUGCCAUGUGUUCAUGUAAAAUUUGGCGUCGAACAUGCAGUGCUAAACCUGCCUAUUGGGGUAGACCCUAUGGGUGGUAUUUGGUCGCCCACGGCAUCAGACGCUCGAGGAGACUUCCUUGGACCUGCUGACAAGCAAUAUUCAGGAAUUGACAGACGCGAGGUUGUCAUUGACGAUCGUACAUCUACGCCAUUAAAUAACUUCUCAAGCAUCACAGAUCUCAUCCAAUGGCGAGUAGCACGACAGCCGGAAGAGCUCUCCUAUUGCACUAUCGACGGCAGGGGUAAGGAAGGGAAAGGCAUUACGUGGAAAAAGUUUGAUACUAGAGUUGCUGCUGUGGCCCUGUAUCUCCGUAACAAGGCUAGAAUACGGCCCCGUGACCACAUCAUGCUCAUGUAUACGCAUUCCGAAGAUUAUAUUUUCGCCGUCCAUGCAUGCAUUAACCUCGGUGCUGUCAUCAUACCAACUGCACCGAUGGACGAGCGACGAUUGAACGAAGAUGUACCGGCUUUCCUCCAUCUCAUUAAUGACUAUGGCAUCAAAGCUGUACUUGUUAAUAAUGAGGUAGAUCACCUCCUUAAGUCGAAGGCUGUCUCCCAGCAUAUCAAACAAUCCGCCCAGUUCCUCAAGAUCACUGUCCCGAGCGUAUUCAAUACCUCGAAACCACCUAAGCAGAAUAGUGGUCUCCGUGACCUUGGUAUUACCGUCGAUCCUGCCUGGAUACAACCAGGAUAUCCUGUUAUAAUCUGGGCGUAUUGGACACCAGAUCAGCGCAGAAUUUCGGUGCAACUUGGCCACGAUACUAUUUUAGGGAUGUGCAAGGUUCAAAAGGAAACUUGCCAGAUGACGAGUUCGAGACCGGUGCUCGGCUGCGUCAGAAGCACCACAGGAUUAGGCUUUAUCCACUCGUGUCUGAUGGGUAUCUAUAUAGGCACGCCUACUUACCUACUUUCGCCCGUGGAGUUUGCGCAAAACCCUAUCUCACUCUUCUUAACCCUGAGCCGUUAUAAGAUAAAAGACACGUAUGCAACGCCCCAGAUGCUCGACCACGCUAUGAAUACGAUGCCCGGCAAGGGCUUUGCUAUGCACGAGCUAAAGAACAUGAUGAUCUCGGCCGAGGGAAGGCCUCGCGUCGACGUAUUCCAAAAGGUCAGACUUCAUUUCGCGGCCACUGGCCUUGAUAGGACGGCUAUAAAUACGGUAUACUCACAUGUGCUAAAUCCGAUGGUUGCGUCGCGGUCGUAUAUGUGCAUCGAGCCUAUCGAGCUUUGGCUUGACCAGCGGGCUCUUCGCAGAGGGUUAAUCGUUCCUGUGGAUCCAGACUCGGAUCCGAAGGCCCUAUUAGUUCAAGACUCCGGUAUGGUACCGGUUUCAACCCAAAUAGCCAUCGUCAAUCCCGAGAGCCGGCUCCUCUGUACGGACGGGGAGUAUGGGGAGAUCUGGGUCGAUUCAGAAGCAUGUGUGAAGGCGUUCUACGGUUCCAGAGAUCCCUUUGACGCAGAACGCUUCGACGGACGCACUAUAGAUGGCGAUCCCAACAUCAGUUAUGUCCGAACUGGAGAUCUCGGCUUUCUGCAUAACGUCAGUCGGCCUAUUGGACCGGGUGGGGCCCAAGUAGAUAUGCAGGUCCUUUUCGUACUGGGUAACAUUGGCGAGACUUUCGAGAUUAACGGUUUAAGCCAUUUCCCGAUGGAUAUAGAGGCCUCGGUUGAGAGAUCCCAUCGAAACAUCGUUCCUGGUGGCUGUGCCGUCUUCCAAGCAGGUGGUCUCGUAGUCGUCCUUGUCGAAGUGUCACGCAAGGCUUAUCUUGCAUCUAUCGUCCCCGUCAUCGUAGAUGCUAUUCUCAACGAUCACCAGAUAGUAGUUGAUAUAGUUGCCUUUGUGAACAAGGGUGAUUUCCCUCGUAGUCGACUCGGUGAGAAGCAACGCGGCAAGAUUUUAGCUAGUUGGGUUACUCGAAAGAUGCGUACAGUCGCGCAGUUCGCGAUCCGCGACCCAGACUCCGAUAGUGUGGAGGGCGGUGAUGGAGCGGGCGAGAACCACCGUGCUAGUGUGGGCAGCGUUCGAAGUAACAAUGCCCCCGGAGCAAGUUCUCUAAGAAAUAUGGAGCACGCACCACAAAUUUUGGAACAGGAAGAGCUAGAUCAUCAGAUGAACAAGAUGUCGGCCUUGCCUCAAACAGUGGACCUUUCCGCCAGCAACGAAAGAAUUGUGGAUAUGGACCGCUUCAGCAACGGGGGCAUGCCGAUGAGACAAUACCCGCAGCCACCACAGAUCCGCCUCCCGAGUGUCGACAGCCGCGAGGCUUCGAACGAGGCUAUAUGGGCCCGCAGGCAAAGUAGUACGGGACAAGAAGAGGAGUGGCAGCGCGAUGCCCUGAUGCACAUGAAUCUGGCCAACCAGAUGCCGCGGCAAGAUUAG